GCUUUAAAUAAUUCUAUGUGAAUCAUGUUCGAAUCUUUGAUUCGAAUCCCCAAAGUUUAAACAUGAUUUAAACCAAAGAGCUGAUUCUUACAUAGUGGUGGAGAAUAAUUCGGGCAAGCAGAUCUAACUUUUAAAGCACAACACCCAGAAAUCACGUUGUUAAUCUUUUCUAUUUUUGUCCGGAAAGAAUAGAUUAGAAAGAACAAAAGUUUUGCUACUGCACAAUUUCAUUGUGGUACCAUUUGUUUUAUUGCUUGACUGCAUUUAGUGUUGUUAAGAAAGUAAAACUUCAUUUAAGUUGUCCGCCGAGACACACUGUAAGCCGCUCUAAAGCGCAUGUAGAGAAAGACAAAGCGUAUUCCUUUGUGCUUAUCUCAUAACGUUAUAUAAGGCCUUCACAGUAUGAUUUCGUACGCCGCGAUUCCCGGAUGGAAACUCAGCUGUGUUUUCUCCUGGUAACUGAUUUAGCAUAGCUAACUAAAUUCUUGUUGCCCUGUAAUUUGCUAAUACUUAGUAAAUUAUUUAAAACGCGGAGCUCAGAGAAAGCUGCCUAGCGUAGUUUAUAGGAGAAGUUUUGAAAUUGAUCAAUUGAAAUUGUGGUUUGAUUCCACGGAUGUGUUUGCAGUCUAAACAGACUUAACACAGAGUGCUGAGAUCCCCCAUAUCUCUGUCACGAUUUGUAUUAAUCUCAGAAAUCCUGUUGAUUAAUUUUGUCUCACUUUCAUAAGUUGAGAAUCGUUCAGUACUGUUAAGAUAUAAAAUCUAACCAGUGCUUUUUGCUUGAACAGUGUGAGAUGCGCCGCCAUCUCAAGUGAUACUGUGAAAUUUGCUAUUAUUCCACUUUGUGGUCGUUGCCAUAGCAGCAACCUUGGUCCGGAAGUACAGAGAGACUUGCCGGAAUUACAUUCAAUCGUGCAUGUGCAGCCCGCCAGCGCCAGCUUGAAUUGUAAACAAAGAGCAUAGCGUGAAGCUAAGCUAAACUAACGCUAACGCGUUUGCAUUGAAGUCUAUGCAUUUCCAGUAGCAACGAAGGCUAAUAGAUAGCACGUAGCAUAUAGUGGUCUUAAAUGCAUUGUAUGGCUGAUGUUUGAAAUAACUCUUGCAUCUCAGUUGUUUCUCUUUACUCACCUUGGAAAAGUUGACAAAUGCAAAGUUAAUAAAAGUGUGCACGAUCUAACUGCUGAGUUUAAUCACCAUCAUUUUAUUUUAUUUUUUCCUGCUGUACUUGGCCUGUUGAAUUUGAUCAGUUUGAACUCACAUAAGCUGUUGGUUUUAUUAGUGAUGAAUUAUAGUUUUGUUUUCAUUACUAUAAAUUAACGCUCUCUGACUUAUUCAAGUAUAAAUACUUUCCAUUCAUCAACAUAUAGGAACACCCAUUUCCUAUAACUGUUGAUUUAUACGGAUAAGACUCACUGAUUAAAUAAAUUGUAAUUGUUUAAUUUAAUGAUAAACUGCAUUAAAUGUUACUCUAACCAACUUCAUUGUUUUGAAAUUUUAAUUUCAUUAAUGGUUCAUUUAUGCAUGGCGUUAUCAUUUUAGCAAUAAUUAAUAAUUUAAUUUAGUCAUAAGUGUUCUUAUCAAUCUUAAUGAUAAUUUAUAAAAGUUAUUACUUCUUUACAGGUUUAAAGUUAAGAUCAAUUCAAAUUUGAAUUUAGUCUUUUCAUCUAGUGGAGCCCUCCAAUUAGCCAAACUUCAAAAGGAAAAUUCGGAUUUUUCUACUACGUAGGCUAAGUGGUUACUAUAUAACACAAUAAAACCAACACUUCUUGUAGUGUCAACUCAACAGCGCCACCGCUUUGACAUCCUUAAAUACGCCUAAUGCUAAGAGAAAACUAACUCCUUUGUUCUCUCUCUCUACUAACUAUCUUCUUUUAACUAGACUAUUGAUGCUGGUUUAAGGAUUGUGCUUGUGAGAGUCAAAAAGCAGAGAAUUUUAGAAACAUUUAAUAGAUGUUUGGGACACUUGAACACUUUUAAUUGUUAAAAUUGUCUGAUCUCACCCCUCCUUUCUCACUCAUCAGGUCACAAAGAAGAUAGGCGUCGUUAGAUCCAAUUCUAAACACGCAUCCAGAAACAAUUUAUUUGGUGUACGGAGUCAAUCCUAUUCAGAAGCCAAUACUGUUAUUGUUGUCCUACUUUCUGUCACUUCAGAAGAAAGUUAAUAGCAACUUCAGUCCUGGUAUUUAGAAAUCUUAUUUUUAUAUUUAACAAAAGCUAAAGGAACCCUCUCUCUAGGAAAGUGGAAACUACAGAUUUUCACCCUACUCCUUAGUCUCCUUAUCACUUUUGUUUUCUUUUUUCUCUCACUGUGUCUGUGCUACUGACUCUUUCCACAGAGACUACCAGUUAGACACGCGUACCCACCAGAGGGCCACAGUUCCAGAGAACCACACUUAACUCAACAUUAGUACACACUAAACAAUGCACAUUAACAUUUCUCCUUUUCUGUUUGCAUUGUUCUACCUUGUUUUUGUUUCUUUCUCCUCUCUAUCUCUCUUUAAGGUCUGUGUCAGUUAAAAUCCUAAGUCCUCCCCCCGCCGCAAAACAUGGCUCACUCCAAAGAUCCUGUCGGCCAUUGGAAGGACCUGGAAACAUGGCUGAGUGUUGUAACAGGCAGUCUCCUCCCUAAAGCUGCCGAAACACUGCAGCCCCUGACGCAAAACCAAUUGGAUGAGAACAUAGACAGCAUCAUGAAGCAAGACCCAAGUCAAAGCUUCAACCACAAGGAGCUGGCCAAAAUCACUGGUACUUUGAGUCACACACUCAUAGCCACCCUCAAAUUGAGUGACAGACACGCCUCCCAACUCCAACACAAGCUGACACGCCUGCAAGCCCGCAUCGAGCAGCUAGAGCUAGAGGCUCAGGAACGUCUGGAACAACCAAAUGAGGUGGAUGAAGGUACCACAGAGGAGAUCGACAAACUACAAGAAGCCCUAACAGCCAUCACAGAAGAAAGAGAACAAGCCAGAGCAGACCACGCUGACGUCGCUAACAAGCUAGAUUACGCUGAACAGCUACUGAAGGAAGCGAAGGUGGACUUAAGAGACAAGAAGGCCAGAAUCAAAGCCCUUGAAACUCACCUGAGCGAAGCAAGACAUGAGAUCGACAGACUAAUGCAGGAAGUGGAUGACAUCAAAGAGGAAUCCGCCAGUGAACUCAGGCAUGCCUAUGCACUGCGCUAUGAACCUCCAAAGACAAGAUGUGCACCAGCCUCGCCCCUGCCAAGCAGGACAGGAUCCCCUGUCCCUGAGCUCUCACCUAUUGAAAGAGGUGAGAAACCAUGCCGAAGAUCUUCGCCAACACCUUCUGAAGAGCCUUACCUUACCCCACAGCGACGAGAGCCUGUGAUAGCCAGUCACAGAUCGUCAUACAGUCUGGACCUUAAAGACCUUGACAAGCUGGCCAGAAACAUUGGCAAGUUUACUCCAAGUGUGUCAGGUGGUUUGGAGGUCCACGCUUAUUUGCAAGACAUUGAUUUCCACCUGGAAAUGAGACCCAAUGUUUCUGAUAAAGAAAGACUGUAUUUGCUUCGAGCCACAUCCAGCACUGAGGUGCGCAGCUUCCUGGACCGACAACCGGCUCGGGUAAAGAACGAUUACCGUUUGCUCCAAGAAGCCCUCAUCAGAGAGUUUGCAAACCCUGAAUCAGAUCAAGGACUGUUAAGUGCUCUGGAGACAAAACAAGCUCGCAAUGAGUCUCCACAUGCUUACUACAACCGACUCAGGCAAGCCUUUUUCGGAACUCACAACGAACCGAAUAUGGAAGAAGACCUGAACUUUAAGAUUCUCUUCCUGAGAAACCUCCAUCCUGCAGUAAGCCAACAUCUCGGAGUACUCGCAUGCCCACGAACAAUGAGCAUCCAGCAAUUGCGAGAUUUGACACAGAAAGCCCACGACAAACAAAAGAUGGUGUUAGAGAAAAACACUAAAACUGCAAAAGUUCUUGACUUUAACACCCAGAAUCCAGAACUGGCACUAGAGGGUGCCCAACGCCCAAACAGCAUGAGACCACUAUCCCCAGCGUGGAAUGCGUCUUCGUCCAAUAGACAACGGAACUCCUACAAUGACACAAGACCUAAACAAAGGAACAGUCACUGGGAUGGACCGCGUGGACAACGACGCUCACCUGAACACCACCGGGAAAGAAACCAAUGGGGGUCAAACAAAAGCUGGUCACCAUCCAAGGGAAGACAUCAAAACCCUGUAUCAUCAAGUCCAAGGAGUCAACGAAGGUACUCCAAACAUUUCCACCCUGACAACGCUCAGACUCAAUCCCAGCAAGAGGAAAAUACCCCACCGGGAUUUGACCCUCAAGAACUGGUGAAAUUGAUGAUGAAAGAGUUUCUCAAAUGCAUAGAGGAGGACAGGAAACGGGAAAAGGAAAAAGCAGAUUCAGCCUGACUAGUCGCCGAGCGGAGAAGCAACAAUCACCUGAACCAACAAACACUUGCAGAUGAAAGCCCUCAGGUUUCCAAAAGUGCCGUUCGGGUCGUCUGCCACUCCUCCGACAAACCUCAGUUCAGUCCUGAAACCCUUCCUGACCCAUGCCAAACUCCGGUACCUCCAUUACUGGAGGAACAUUUGACAGCUCCAUCAUCAUUGAAAAACAAAUGGGGGAGGACCACAACUUGACACAGAUCAACUGUUCUACCCUCUACAUACUAACAUAACCUUUGACAUUCUAGGGAAACACCUAGUUAAACACAACACUAAUACUUUCUCCUCUACAGCACUGCUAGAACAACUUCUAGUAGAGAGGAUCCACUCCACAUUUGCAACACUGUUUUGCUGGUUUUUAACGUACCUUGUUUUGUUGCAUCACUGUGCCCCUUCAUUUCCUUUCUCUCUCUCUCCCUAACUAAUUUGCAGUUCCAGUCCCCUCUACAGGGAACUCCUGCAAAUUCAUGCAUAGGGCCUAAAAGUAGGAUUGACUCCUUCUCCCAAAUUAGUGUCAAUUGCUGCAGAAUUAUUGCUUAUUUAAGUUGAAGCUAGCGCCACUCCAUACUUGCAAUGAAGUAAACUAGCUAAAUAACUAAAUUUGAAUUAUUUCAGGCAAUGUUACACUACACCUUGUGUUCCUAACACGAACAAUUUAAGCUAAAACCUGCACCAGAACUCAGUCUAUGGAAUGGAAAUGUGGUUUGUGUCUUGUGUGUCUGUUCUCUCUCUACCUAUGCCUCUUGUUCCAGUGUCUGCCGAUGUUCAUGCCAGGAACAUCACCAUCCAAAUGGGGGAUGUAGUGAGUCAACGGAUCGUUCCAGAACCGAACAAGCCACAGACCAUGUUAUCCUUAAAAGAUUGGUUGGUGCCUACGAGUCUGAGAUUGAUUUCAUUUUCAAAGCAAUCCACAGGCACCCAGCAAAAGGCAAAUCCACAGGAUACCUAGCCAGUCAACAUCACAGUUGCGUGUUAAUUAACUUUACACCCUAAAACAAUAAGAGGCUCUACAAUCAAAAACCCACCAAACCGGUUUUUGAGAAGUACCUUUUGGUUCGCUUGUCCUUUGG
Danio rerio (zebrafish) is the source of this 5506-nucleotide messenger RNA. NCBI's taxonomy places the organism in Eukaryota, Metazoa, Chordata, Actinopteri, Cypriniformes, Danionidae. The record is from RefSeq and is a predicted model, not a curated record.